Cinara cedri is the source of this 658-nucleotide messenger RNA. The record is from the annotation of a GenBank genome assembly. Lineage: Eukaryota; Metazoa; Arthropoda; Insecta; Hemiptera; Aphididae.
AUGGAAAUAAAAAAUGAUAUAAGAACUCAAGUGGACAAUGAAAAGUUAAUAAAACAAACGGAAACAAUUGAAGAGAAAGAUGAUAAACAAGAAAACAAUAAAAAUUUUAAAGAAGAAAAAGAAACAAAGGAAAAUAUAACCAUAAAUAUUGAAAAAAAUGAUAGAAUUAAAACAGACACUUUAUAUAAAAAUGAUAGUAAAGAAAAAACAAUACAUAAGGCAGUAAUCGAAUUAGAAAAACAAACUAAGGUUGAGUUUGAAAAAAUAAAAGGCAAUAAAGAAUCCCUCCGAAAGUUAACCAAUGUAAUUAGGUUCCCAGAUGACACACAAUUACAAAUUGACAAAAAGGAAAAAAUAAUAGAUAACAUAACAAAAAUAAAUGAAAAUAAAAUAACAAAAAUAAGAUCAAUCGAUAAAGAUAUAAUAAGGGGGAAACCGACUAUUUUUGAAUCAUACGAACAAAAAGGUAACCCUCUCACAAAAGAAUCUAAAAUUCACGAACUUUCCCAGGGAUAUAAGGGAGAGGGGGAUGAAAUAAUCAAACACAAAAUACCAACUGAUAAUUCUCUCGAUGAUGUAACAAAAUCACCAUCCACAGAUACAAUAAAAGCUGAAAUCGUAGAUAAAAAAGAUGUUAAAACUCCAACGGAAUUGGGGG